Molecule: messenger RNA, 3247 nt
Organism: Trematomus bernacchii (emerald rockcod)
Lineage: Eukaryota; Metazoa; Chordata; Actinopteri; Perciformes; Nototheniidae
Gene: nfixb
Product: nuclear factor I/Xb
Exons: 15
Coding region: 730-2460 (576 amino acids)
Biological process (GO): regulation of transcription by RNA polymerase II
Cellular component (GO): nucleus
Molecular function (GO): RNA polymerase II cis-regulatory region sequence-specific DNA binding; DNA-binding transcription factor activity, RNA polymerase II-specific
Source: RefSeq, a predicted model, not a curated record
UGAAGCUGCUAAUCCCCUGCGUCCCUGCUUCACUCUGAGCCCGGAUUUAAUUCCUCUAAACCCCCAGCUGCCGCCCUGCUUUACUCACGGAGCUCCGCAGCCUGCACCGGGUUUUAAUAAUUCACCAGCCCGCCUUUCGCUGCUGCUGCCCGGCCUGGAGGAGCAGCAGGACCGACCCCCUCUCCGCGGCUCUUUCCCGGAUCUCUCCACUGUAACUUCCCGUGUAAAGGAGCAGGUGGAGCGAAAGGAAAACCCCGAAUCAGGAGAGGAAAGGAAAGGAAAGGAAAGAGGAAGCGUUACGCAGGAGGAACAGCUGAUCCGAAGAGCGCGUAACUCCGGAUCUGUCACUCGGGUUUUAGUAGGGGAGUGUGUCGGUGGUGCAGCGCGCGCGGGAUAUUACCGGAACCGGGACAGACUGCAGAGCGAGAGAGAGAGAGGAGGAAGGCUUUUCAUGGAGAUAUCCUGAGUUAUAAAGCACCUUGCAUUGGAUUAAACCGCGCUGUGCUGCUCUGGCUGAGAGGAGACGGUUCGAAAUCAGAAAAUAAAAUGCACACCGGGCUCCAUUAGGGUUGUUUUGCUUCCGGUAUAAUAAGGCCAAGCAGCAGCAGGAGAAGAAGAAGAGACGACAAGAGAACUUUCUCUCUCACACUUUUUUUUUUUUUGGAAGACGAACUUUUGAGAGUGGAAAAUGGGUCUUUGAGAGAGUUUGGCACAUUUCCCUUCACCACAAUGGCAUCUGAAGCCUUCCUGUGUAACGAAGAACCCUCCAGAGGUCCAGGGAUGCCUGAAUGCUUUGUAGUGUCAGACUCAUACCGGUAUUACCCUACUCACCUUCUAAACAAUGCCUUAGUGGAUGAAUUUCACCCCUUCAUCGAGGCCCUCCUCCCCCAUGUGCGUGCCUUCUCCUACACCUGGUUCAACCUGCAGGCCCGCAAGCGCAAGUACUUCAAGAAACACGAGAAGAGGAUGACGAAGGACGAAGAGCGCGCGGUGAAGGACGAGCUGUUGGGCGAGAAGCCGGAGAUCAAGCAGAAGUGGGCGUCGCGCCUGCUGGCCAAACUCCGAAAGGACAUCCGGCCGGAGUUCAGGGAGGACUUUGUGCUCACCAUCACGGGGAAGAAGCCCCCCUGCUGUGUGCUGUCCAACCCCGACCAGAAGGGGAAGAUCCGGCGCAUAGACUGCCUCCGACAGGCGGACAAAGUGUGGCGCCUGGACCUGGUGAUGGUCAUCCUGUUCAAGGGGAGUCCCAUGGAGAGCACGGACGGAGAGAGGCUGGUGAAGUCUCCGCAGUGCUCCAACCACGGACUCUGUGUGCAGCCGCAUCACAUCGGGGUCGCCGUGAAGGAGCUGGACCUCUACCUGGCCUACUUCGUGCACUCGCCAGAACAAUCAGGACAAUCAGAAAUCUCAAACCAUCAGGGAGACACAGACGUGAAGCCCCCCCCCAAUGGACACUUGAGUUUCCAGGACUGCUUUGUGACUUCAGGGGUUUGGAACGUAGCCGAGCUGGUCCGAGUGUCACAGACCCCAGUUGCUACGGCGACAGGUCCGAACUUCUCCCUGGCCGACCUGGACAGCCCCGGGUAUUACAACAUCAACCAGGUGACGCUGGGCCGACGCUCCAUCACCUCCACCCCCUCCACCAGGACUGAGAUGGAGCUUUAUGCAAGUCUCCCACGGAGCUCCAACAAGCGUAAGUCCAUUGACGACAGCGAGAUGGAGAGUCCGGUGGACGAUGUUUUUUACUCGGGUCGAUCCCCGGCGGCCGGCAGCAGCUCUCAGUCCAGCGGCUGGCCCAACGAUGUGGACGCAGUGCAGCACCAUUUGGCCAGUGUGCAGGAGAGGAAGAUUAAGCAUGAGAGCGAUGGAGUGCAGUUUCCUUACCAUGGACUCUCAUCGCCUGGUUCUCUUAAGAAGCCGGGGAAAUUCGAUUUCAGCGCCAUGUCCUCCCAGAGGCCCCCCCGCAUGGCGUUCACCCACCACACACUGCCCAUGCUGGGAGUGAGACCAGAAAUGUCUGUGUUGGCAGGGAGUCCCCGAGCUACAGCCUCCGCGCUGCACUUCCCGUCUCCCUCCAUCAUCCAGCAGUCCAGCCCCUACUUCACCCACCCCACCAUCCGGUACCACCACCACCCGGGACAGGACCCCCUGAAGGAGUUCGUGCAGUUCGUCUGUGCCGACGGAUCAGGGCAGUCAUCCGGACAGCCAAACGGGAGCGGCCAGAGCAAAAUGCCGGGCUCCUUCUUGCUGCCUCCACCUCCCCCAGUGGCCCGCCCAGUGCCCCUCCCCAUGUCCGACUCUAAACCCAACAGCACGCCCCCCGACGGCGGACUCUCCUCGCCCGCAUCUCCGUCAUACUCCACGCCAGGCGCCUCAGCUUCCAACAGGUUUGUCGGCAUCGGAUCACGGGACAACAACUUUCUGAACAUCCCGCAGCAGACGCAGUCUUGGUUCCUCUGACAAGAUCUGUGCCCCAACCAGCAACAAGAGUUCUUUCUUUACAAUCGGAAAUAAGAAGAGAGAGAUCCAAAACCUGUCCUCCAACAAACCCACCGACCUGACAGUACGUCCCACCUGAUGUUUAGGAAAUACACCCGAAGCAACGCAGGAAACCACAGCAGCUUUUCAGAGGAACUCAUUUUAUCCAGUCAGAGGGAGAUGAAGCGAUGGAGAGGAGAAGAUGAAUGGAUGGACAAGAUGGACGCCGGGAUGAAGCACAACUGAGGAGUUUUGUGUAAAGAACGACAGAGAAAACCCAACAAAAUCAGGUUUCUACAUCACAUUUCCCCGCAUUGCAUCCACAAAGGUGUCCGCUGAAAGCUGCAGUCCUGUGACGUCCCCCAAAUUGUCCAAAUGUCCCUCUGAAAAAGACUCGACAAAGUCCCUUUUUACCCUGCUACUAACUAGAGAGAGACCAUGCCAAAACAUAUCUCCAUUUAAGGGUUGCACUAGAAGCCGAAUUAAUUAACACUAAUCCUAACGAUGUGCACUAUUUACCUGCGAGGCAUGGGAGGUGAACCCUUCUGAUGAGAGUUUUAAAGAGGAAACAACUCAACCCAACCCCCCCAUCGACCAAUCAUUGGCCUCCGCUCACUUUCCCCGCACAACACACACACCAUGAACAUGAUUAAAAAACACACACACACAGUUUUAGAUCGUAGUAUCCAUAGGUGGAGGUGUGUGUUACCAUAUCUGUAUUCUACACACACACUAAGCCCAGUGAACAAUUCAAUUAGAUAUCCAAACA